GAGCACCGGGGCAAAGGCCGGGGCCCCCCCAUGAAGGAGCGCGACGCGGCCCCGGCCGAGCGGGGCAAGCCGGCCACCUACACCGGGGACAAGAAGGCGAAGAUGGCGGCCAAGACCAACAAGAAGUGGGUCCGGCUCGCCACCGUGUUCGCCUACGUGCUCUCCGUGUCGCUGGCCGCCAUCGUGCUCGCCGUCUACUACAGCCUCAUCUGGCAGCCGGUGGGCGCCGGGACCUCGGGGGGAGCAGCCGGCCAGCCUCCGGGAGGCUCCAACGCCACCGGCCAGUCCGGGACUUCGGGGGCGGCGGCCGCAGGGCCCAACAAUACCAGGUCGUCCCGCCGCGGCGCGGCGCGGCUUGCACCCCCGGACCCCACUGCUGACAGCCCCCUGGCCCGGCCGCUCGAGCGGCCGCUGGGGCCUGACGAGGAUGAGGAGGAAUCUGCAGCAGCGGCCGGGAGUCGUUGAACCCCUCAGCGCCGGGGACGGUGGGGAACCAUCCUCCCCAAGCCCAGAGGCUGGACUUUGCAGCAGGUCAGGGCGGGGAGCCCUCGGGAGUGACCCCUACGGGAGCGAACGCCCCCCUUCAUCCAGAUGAUCUCCUGCUCGCCUCGGGAAUGGGUGGCCCGCAGCCAAUGGACCACGAUUCGCCGAUUCGCCGGGACUCGGGGUUUGAUCUUCCCAGGACCCCGUGCUGCGCCAGGGCCCUGAGCCAUAAGGGGGAUGGGGGGGAGGGGGGGGAGAUCCUAGUACUGAACCCUUCUGCUCUGGUGUAUCCUACAUGCAGGGUUACUCGGGCUUCCCCACACCCCUAGAAGGAGGGAGCUGUAGGGGCUCUUUUUUGAUAAGCCGAAGCUCUCAAAAGGGAAGAGGGCACCAAAAGUAGUGGAGCUCAGGUACGUCAACCUAGUUGCAGUGGCCAGACAUGCAUUUAAUUUAUAGAUCCCUGUACAUAGUUGUUGACAUAUGCACUAGAAACUAUAAUCACAUAGAAUUCUAUGUAUCCUCCCACACCCUGGGUAGCUACUGACUGAUGGGGUCCUGCAAGGGCUAUUUGCUGGCCCCCAAAGUGCACCUAGCCAGAAAGGCACAAACAGCUUUUUUCAUCACCCACUCUUUCCCUGUUGCCCUCCUAUUUCAGAAAGAUAGGUUUAUGGCGUUCUUACACAAGAGUAUAAUCAUUCUUAGACCGUUGACAUGACAAAAAAACCUUAGAAGUGGAAGCAGUUUAGGGAGGGUGAAGAAUGUACUGAUCCCCUCCUCUUCCCACCCUAGUGCCCCCACCAAAGUGGCUUCCUGUUGCAGCUCUGAGUAUCUGGAUGUGUGCCAGAGACAAUGGAAGGGAAAGAGCAGUGCCAUUGUGCUUUAAUCCUGAACUUCCCCUCCCCUUCUUUUUGAAAGAACAAGUUGUUGUAAGUAGAAUGUCAGGAGUUUUAUUUAAUUAUUUAUUUUUCCCCUGCUCCUCAAGAUCUUGUCUUGUUCACCUUUGCCUUCCCUCUUUCCUGAGCCUGUAGCAACAGAGCUGCUCCACAGUUGGGACAAAAUCUUGUAAAACCAGAGCUUUGAUCAUGUUCUCUGGUUUUGAGUUAGACUGCAGAAUCAGAAAGGUAGGCUUCAAACUCAGGAUUGUGCUUACUUACUGUGUUUAAAGAUUGUGUUUUGAUAGCCAGCUAAGAGACCAGCUAUGGGAAGAUUGAAUUAGUUUACCUUUCCUGAUAAGCCCCAUUUAAACGCAGCCUAUAAUUUUAUAGAGGAGGUGACAAACAUCCAGAGAAAUGACACAUGUAUGGCUCUGGGGCAGCAAGAAUUAUACUUCCUCAAUUUGGAUUCCAUUUCCUUCUGCCACUUGCUUUUAGGCAAUUGAGUGUGGGUAGUGACAAGAUAUCAGACCCCUUAGCGUUUCCUUUUUGGGAAAUGAGGCACUUUAGAAAAGAAAACUUAUCCACCUGAGUCCUGAAACAGUUUGUCUUUCCAUUUUUCUGGCCUACCCUCUAGUUAGCGCUUAUCCAAGUUUACAGGACAAUAGCCUUGCUUUAAGCCAUGUCCUGUUGUGGGCAAGAAAAUAGCAACUGAGCUGUUGCAGCCUACUGGCAGGCUGGUAACUCCCUGCUGGUAACAGCCUGGGCUUAGAGGAGGUUUCUUAGCAGCCAACUAAGACUUCAGUCAUUAGGAAGCCUAUGAGGCUUUUUAAAAUUUUUGGUGAGAGACUGGGGUAAGAAACAUAAAAUGCCACUUUAUAACUUCAAUAAUAGCCUGUAAUUUAUAUUUACUGUGUGAAUUUUUAGUCCUAUAUUUUAAUAAUUUGUAAAUUGAUCUCUUAUUCCCAAGAACCUUUUGGACUCUCAGAAGAACAUCUGGAGUCUAGUCCCCUGUCCCCCUAACCCUGCUUUCUGGACUGUUUAAAUUCACUUUGGGAUGGAUCAGAGAGUCCAGUGAGACCACUCGUGGGUCCAGCUGGCCUCCUGACUCUUUAAAGCCUUCACUGGAAUUGGGACAUUUGCUCCAGCCCUAGCUGUGAACAUGACCAGAGACGUUAUUUAUAAUUCAGCCAUUCAAAAUAUACCUGUACUCAAAAAGUCCUGUAUAUUUUUUAAAAGUUUUAUUUUUCAGGUGAACAAAAAUACAUUCUAAGAACUCUGCCUAA
This is a messenger RNA of Ictidomys tridecemlineatus (thirteen-lined ground squirrel), 2641 nucleotides long. It is a transcript of the gene Inafm2, whose product is annotated as InaF motif containing 2. Lineage: Eukaryota; Metazoa; Chordata; Mammalia; Rodentia; Sciuridae. The record is from RefSeq and is a predicted model, not a curated record.